UAGCUGCACAUUAAUCAAACAAACAUCUCAUCGAGUAGGAAGCUUCCUAUACAUCUUCUCACUUGUUGUAUCUCCUCUUAAACCCCCACCCAUGCCCUCCAGGCUCCAGCCCCACAACCCCACUCUACAAAAAGGACCAUAUAAAUCUCUCCAUCUGUCUCACCACUUUCAACCCUAAUACUUGAUCUUCCAUAUGGCUUUCAUGAAAAAAGUCAAUUUUUUUUUUCAACUCAACAUUUUAGUUACAUUCUUGUUCUUGUUUGUAUUUCCGGCAUCCAUGGGUGAGCUUCAACGGCUAAAACAUCCGGGGAAUACCGACGGCCCGCUGAGCAUUUUGGUAGUCGGAGAUUGGGGAAGGAGAGGAACUUAUAAUCAAUCUCAUGUUGCUCAUCAAAUGGGAAUAAUUGGAGAGGAAUUAAAUAUAGAUUUUGUAGUAUCAACUGGGGACAAUUUCUAUGAUAAUGGAUUAACUGGUGUAGAUGAUCCAGCUUUUGAGGAAUCUUUUACCAAUGUUUACAAUGCUCCAAGCUUACAAAAAACAUGGUAUAAUGUUUUGGGAAACCAUGAUUAUAGAGGAGAUGCUUUAGCACAAUUGAGUCCCAUCCUUAAGCAAAGGGAUAGCAGGUGGAUUUGUUUAAGAUCUUAUAUAGUUAAUACAGAUGUGGCAGAAUUUUUCUUUGUGGAUACGACUCCUUUCCAAGAUAUGUAUUUCACAACUCCUAAAAAUCAUACUUAUGAUUGGAGAGAUAUUUUGCCUCGACAAAAUUAUCUUUUUGAGGUUUUGAAGGAUUUAGACUCAGCAUUAAGAGAAUCAAAUGCAAAAUGGAAGAUAGUGGUUGGUCACCAUACCAUUAAAAGUGCUGGACACCAUGGUAACUCUGUGGAGCUUGAACUCCAGCUUCUUCCCAUCUUGCAGGCAAACAAUGUUGACUUUUACCUAAAUGGACACGACCAUUGCUUGGAGCAUAUCAGCAGUGCAGAUAGUCCACUACAAUUCUUGACAAGUGGAGGGGGUUCAAAGUCAUGGAGGGGUGAUGUUAAUUGGUGGAAUCCAAAUGAAAUGAAGUUCUACUAUGAUGGACAAGGCUUUAUGGCUAUGCAAAUUACUCAAACACAAGUUUGGAUUCAAUUCUUUGACAUUUUUGGCAACAUUUUGCAUAAAUGGAGUGCCUCAAAAAACCUCUAUUCCAUUAUGUAAGCAAAAAAAUAUUAUUAUGUAUUUAAUUUAUCUAAAAAUUACACAAAUACACAACUUAUGUUUUUAAUAUUA
Messenger RNA from Capsicum annuum, 1270 nucleotides. Its product is annotated as purple acid phosphatase 3. The record is from RefSeq and is a predicted model, not a curated record. NCBI's taxonomy places the organism in Eukaryota, Viridiplantae, Streptophyta, Magnoliopsida, Solanales, Solanaceae. The transcript has 7 exons. The coding region runs from base 194 to 1198 and encodes 334 amino acids. Gene Ontology annotation, molecular function: ferrous iron binding; ferric iron binding; acid phosphatase activity.